Molecule: messenger RNA, 4118 nt
Organism: Solea solea (common sole)
Lineage: Eukaryota; Metazoa; Chordata; Actinopteri; Pleuronectiformes; Soleidae
Product: rho family-interacting cell polarization regulator 1-like
Exons: 18
Coding region: 370-2316 (648 amino acids)
Source: RefSeq, a predicted model, not a curated record
UUUGAUUGUGGACACAAAAAACUGCGAAAUCCAGGAGAAGAAGGACAGCGCCCAGAAGAAGAAGAAGAAGAAGAAGCGAGAGCGCGCGUCCGUGGAUCUGUGUGGAAAUGUUCGCUCGGUCACGCGGCGUGGAAACAUCACGACACACCGCGAGCUGUGCUCGUUUGAGGGAGGAAAGGAGGUGAGGCUCGUGCUCUGGACUGUUUUCGUGGCCUGUGGCAGAGAUGAGCUCCGUGAUGAGCCCCGUGGGCUGUGGACGUCUUUUGGUUUGUUAAAGACACAGCGCCACACUCAGAUCUCCCAACAUGCAACAGUAGUGACCAGCAGUCCUCUUUGAUCCCAGAGCCUCGAGCCUUGUAAGGAAGCAGGAUGUUCACAGGAUCCACUAAACUUCCUCCCACUAAAAGUCCUCAGCCCGAGCGUCUGGAUGAAGUUUACGCCGCCUUACGCAGAGGCUUACAGUCGUACCUGCAGGUCCACCAGCUGGAGCUGGACAGUCUUGGUCAGCAGAUCAGAGAGAACAAGAGGAACGGUCGUUUGGGCUCGUUGUAUGAGUUGGACAAACAAGUGAAAGCCAUCGAGAGAUUCAUGAGACGCCUGGAGUUCCACCUCAGCAAGGUUGAAGAGUUGUACGAUGCUUAUUGUAUUCAGCGGCGUCUCCGUGACGGAGCGAGUAAGAUGGUGGCAGCGUUUAACUCGGCCACCGGCAGCAGGGAGGCCAGAGAGAGUCUGAGUGAAGCUAACAAGGGCUACAGGGAAUGUACGGAGCACAUGUGUUCACUUGAGAGUGAAUUAGAAAGUCAGAUGGGAGAAUUUCACAUAAAGAUGAAAGGUCUUGCAGGCUUUGCUCGGCUCUGUGCUGGUGACCAAUAUGAGGUUCUGAUGCGUUACGGACGUCAGCGCUGGAGGCUCCGAGGUCGUGUGGAGGUCAGCAACAAGCAGAUCUGGGACAGUGAAGAGUAUAUUUUCCUGCCUCUUGUCACAGAGCUGCUGUCAAUCAAGGUGACGGAGCUGAAGAGUUUGGCCAAUCACGUGGUGGUGGGCAGUGUGUCCUGUGAGAUGCUGGAUCUGUUCUGUCCACUCCCACAGACGCUCGCUGUGGACAUCAACGACCUGGGGACGGUGAAGCUGAACCUGGAGGUCACCUGGAGUCCGUUUGAUAAAGACGACCAGACCUCGUCCACCAGUACGGUUUCUAAACGGCUGCUGUCCAAUCAGAGCCCUCCGGACACGCCCUCUAUGCGGGAGCAGGUGUUUUAUUCUCUGCUGAAGCGUCAGGGAGAACUGGAGAACGGGACAGUUUGGUCAAACUCGUCUGAGUCUUCAGACGACUCGUCUAGUCCUGCUCUGGCUUCUCACUCGUCCAGUCCUGCUCCUGCUCCUGCUCCUGCUCCUCAUGCUCACAAACUCAGCUCCUCUCACCUGCUGCAGACCACGCUGAACAGUCCACUGUCCUUCACUCCACACAAGAGCAGCGCGUCAACACCGUCUCUGUCCUCUAAUCAGGAGGAGGACGAGACAGAAGCCGCUGAGGUCUUCUCUCAGACGGAGACGGUUCCUAACGGCCACGUGCAGACUUCGUGUUCUCACAGUCUGGUGGGCGAGAGCAGCACAGACUCUAAUGUGAGCGACAGAGCGUCUCUGCAGUCAGCCGACCUCACUCUCAGCUGCUCCUGCACCGACGUCUCUGCUGCACCUCCUGCGUCUGCGGAGGUGACGGCAGACGACAGCAGCAGUGUCUCAGCUGAGGACGUGAAGGACGCUGAAGCAGAGAAGGAGGACAGCGGUGGACACCCGGGAGAAGAAGCGUCAGACAAACACAGUCAGACGUCAGAGUCGACACAGGAACUCAAACAAUCAGAGGUUCCUUUUCCUACUUCCACCAGUUUCAUCCAGGAAGUGGAGACAGCUCUCGAAAGUUUUGACUUCCUCAACUGUUCUGACCUUGAUGAAGAGGAGGAGGAGGAGGAGGAGAAGGAGAAGGAUGAGCAACAAGAGAAGGAUAAAGGAGAAAAAGAAGAAGAGGAUGAGCCUCAUAAAGAGAAGGAAGAACGUUUCUACUGUGGAGGAAGCAGUGAUGACGAUGAUGACGAUGAUGACGAUGAUGAGGAAGCAAACGGUCUUGAGAUCCUCAUGGAAGCUCCUGAAGGAUUUAGGAACUCAGAUGAAGAUCGUUUCUCUGAGUCACAGGAGUCGAGCGUAGAAGACGUACAGGAUUUGGGACAGAUUGAUGUCCCUGAGGACAAAGAGGAACCUGGAGAGGAUGCGUCACAUGAUCAGAAGGGGCGUGACCAUUUAGCCACGGCUGUCUUUUAAACCGCUUUUCUCUGAUUGACUCAUCUCCCUCAUACUCUGAGUCUCCGGGAGCCGGGACCAUGUCCCACGUCCCACGUCCCACGUCCCCUCACCUCUCAGACAGAGCCUGGACCACGUCCCAUGUCCUCUCACCACUCAGACAGAGCCAGGACCAUGUCCCACAUCCCACGUCCUCUCACCACUCAGACAGAGCCUGGACCACGUCCCAUGUCCUCUCACCGCUCAGACAGAGCCAGGACCAUGUCCCACGUCCCACGUCCUCUCACGGCUCAGACAGAGCCAGGAUCAUGUCCCACGUCACCUCACCGCUCUGACAGACCCGGGACCACAUCCCACGUCCCCUCACCGCUCAGACAGACCCGGGACCACAUCCCACGUCCCCUCACUGCUCAGACAGACCCGGGACCACAUCCCACGUCCCCUUACCGCUCACACAGAGCCGGGACCACAUCCCACGUCCCCUCACCGCUCAGACAGACCCGGGACCACAUCCCACGUCCCCUCACCGCUCAGACAGACCCGGGACCACAUCCCACGUCCCCUCACCGCUCAGACAGACCCGGGACCACAUCCCACGUCCCCUCACCGCUCAGACAGACCCGGGACCACAUCCCACGUCCCCUCACCGCUCAGACAGACCCGGGACCACAUCCCACGUCCCCUCACCGCUCAGACAGACCCGGGACCACAUCCCACGUCCCCUCACCGCUCAGACAGACCCGGGACCACAUCCCACGUCCCCUCACCGCUCAGACAGACCCGGGACCACAUCCCACGUCCCCUCACCGCUCAGACAGACCCGGGACCACAUCCCACGUCCCCUCACCGCUCAGACAGACCCGGGACCACAUCCCACGUCCCCUCACCGCUCAGACAGACCCGGGACCACAUCCCACGUCCCCUUACCGCUCACACAGAGCCGGGACCACAUCCCACGUCCCCUCACCGCUCAGACAAACAGGCUCUAACAUCACGACAGAGUCUGUGCACAUAUUUGCCUUCUUUUGACCAAGAAUGAUAAACACAAUUUGUUGCAGCUCAGUUGUGUGUGGAAGGAAGGAGGCGUGUCCUCCUAAAGGAGGCGUGUGCUCCUAAGGUGUUUGUACAUUUGACACACACACACACACACACACACACACUUAUCCUCAUGUUGCCUGGGUUACAGUGGGCGUCCACUGAAGUUCACUCAUUCAUAAAGUGUUGAUGUAAAUGUAAACAUGUCAGGAUCAGCUGAGCGCGGCCUUGUUUGUUUUGUACGUUAACGUUUCCUUAGCGUACGAUCAGUUUCUUCAGUGUUAGACGCAGCGUUCAUGACUGAAGCCUGAAAAGCAACAGGAUAUUUUCACAUGAGCAUUAACGUCAUGAAAGAGUCCGAGCGGUUGAACGAACAUGCGUUUUUAUAGAAGAGUCAAAGGAUUUCAGCCUGUUUGUUGUAAACUAUAAUAUUUAAAGCUGCAUGUGUCGCUGCCUCACACUGCCAGCAUGUCUGUACAAAGAGCUCGGCUCCAUUGUAAGGACGCCAUCAGUUCUGAAGCUGUGUACAAAAGCUGCCUCACGGGGGCGCUGUAGUCCAUCAGCAUCGUGCUUUACCAUUGUUCUAAAAGCCUCAUCAUUCAGAAAGUGCCUCAUGAGACAGAGAUGUUAGGACAGCAGAGAACAGUGUUUAUUUUCUGAAUUACUUUGAAGAGUGUGCACAAUAAGAGAUAUUUACCGUUUCAUAUAAAUAAUUGUAUAUGUCUUGAAAUGUUCAAAUGUUUAUGUUGACAAAAGUUCAAUCUUUAUAAAGCUUUCUUUAAAAGUAA